Leptomonas pyrrhocoris is the source of this 2305-nucleotide messenger RNA. Its product is annotated as putative protein kinase. Gene Ontology annotation, biological process: intracellular signal transduction; protein phosphorylation. The transcript has a single exon. Gene Ontology annotation, cellular component: cytoplasm; nucleus. The record is from RefSeq and is a predicted model, not a curated record. NCBI's taxonomy places the organism in Eukaryota, Euglenozoa, Kinetoplastea, Trypanosomatida, Trypanosomatidae. Bases 356 to 2305 code for a protein of 649 amino acids. Gene Ontology annotation, molecular function: ATP binding; protein serine/threonine kinase activity.
AGACAUUCGACUGUGCUGUUCUCUAAGUUUUUUGGUGCUGCUUGAAUUCAAGAGCACUCCGGCAAGAACCGUACAGUUACCGAUACCCAUUCGUUCUUCAUAUAUUUUGCGUGUAUCACAACAUAGAUCCUACUGCUGCUCUGCAGAUAAAUAUAUUUAUAGUGUACUCGUCCGUUUUUGGUUUGUUAAAUGAACGCAGAUUCUGUAACGCCGCAGACGAGCGUUUCAGCAUAGACGUAAAACAUCGACAGAUUCUUAUUGUUUUUUUUUUUUCUGUUUUGCCUGCACACGCCGGUGUCAACGCCCACCGCACCGGUUUUGUUUUCUCAUCGUACCGGGAUCUUCUCUCCGUCACAUGUUUCUUUUCCCAGCUUCCAAACCGGCUCUUCGAUCGCCAUCACCAACGUGGUCUGUUUACGACGAACAGUGGGGCGACGAUGAUGCGCGAGGCGUGGAGGCGGAGCCGUGUGAUGAACAGGCGAGCGCCCUGCAUCAACACCCAAAUACCACGCGGCGUUUCGCGUACAUCUCGUACCCACCGCAGGCGUCGACGCUGAAGGGCAGCAGGUUGAAAAAGAAGGCGCCCAUCCGUCGAGGUGCCCAAGGCGCUGUCUACGCCGCGUACGACACAAGCGCCGCUACUUCGGGUGAGAAAGCAGCGGAGGUUCAUGCGGAUGUCGCCAGUGAGAAGUGUCCGUUGCGUUCUCGCGACAUGAAGUGGCCUCCGCAGCAGCCGGCAGCGCUCGUGGCGGUGAAGCGCAUUUUCAUUCAAUCGAACGACUUCGGCGCGCGUGACAUUUCGGCGACGGUGCUGCGCGAGGUAACGCUUCACCGCUUCGUGUGUGCACAACAGGAUCGAUACCCGACACAGGAACGCGGCUUCCCUACGCCGCCGUCGCCGCCGUCGUCGUCUUCCGGUAUUCAAAACGGUAUCGCAACUGGAGUGGAGACCACGAGCGGUACGCUCCCCCAAAGUAGAACGUGUCUUGUCGAUGACUCCGCGCGUGUGCUGCGCCUUCAUCGCAUUGUGGAGGCACCGCAUAAAGAAAUGUGUCUGGUGCUGGAGCUCGCGGCCACAAAUCUGGAGCGCCUUCUCGUUCCGCUUGCUGGGCACGGGAUAGGCGGAGUUGGUGGUGGCCGCCGAAAGAAGCCGGGCACUGUAACGCUGUUUGGCGGGCUUGCGACUGCCGGCGGCAGUGGCGCAUGCUUGGGUGUUUCAUCCGGACUUGGUGGGAUAAAUGGAUUAGGGACUAUACCUUCUAGCGACGCGACGGACCCCAGCAGCAGCAGCUCACGGUGUCCCCUGCUGAGCCAGGUGUCUCUCGUACGCUACGUCAUGCGGCGUCUGUUGCGUCUUGUGUGUUUCCUGCACGAGGACUGCGGCGUCGUGCACCGCGACCUGAAGCCGAGCAACGUUCUGGUGACGGAAGAUGGCGGGCUGCGACUCGGCGACUUUGGUUCCGCCCGCUUCGUGCCCCCGGCAGUACCGAACGAGAAGCCAACCGAAACGUCUCCUUCACUUGGGGCUCCUUCCAUCAACACCGCUGCUGCUUUUAUCGUCGCUUCGACCACGAGAGAGUCCCUCGAGUGCACGCCGCCGUCGAUGCGGACAACGCUGCACUACCGUCCACCUGAGGUUCUCUUCGGCGAUCAGUCGUGCGGCCCGGCUGCGGAUGUGUGGGCGCUGGGCGUGAUGUUCGCGCAGCUGCUGUUGCAGAAGAAUCUGUUUCGCGCGGAGAGUGAGCUGGACUUGCUCGGGCAGAUUCAGAAGCUGCUGGGCAUGCCAGCGAAGACGCCGCCGUGGAUUAGGCCUGCCGUCGCCGGGUCGCACGACGGAGACGCAGGACAAGCCGAAGCAUCGAUCGAGGCCCCAUUUGCGGUUGCUACUGCCACCAUGGUACAAGCAAGUUUGCCCCACAAGCUGCACGCCGGCAUCGUUUCUGCGGAGGGGCUGGACCUGGUGACGCGGAUGCUGAAUCAGAUGCCGGAGUACCGCCUCACAGUGCGGGAGGCGAUGACCCAUCCCUUCCUGAAUCCAGGCGCCGUAGAUGCGCAGCGGACGGAGGAGGAUGACAAAGCAGGACAGGUGCUCUGGAAGGAGAAGGUGGCUCAGGUACUGCAGGGUGGGCUGUCAGCAGAAGGUGCGUCGGCGAGUCUGUUUGGCGCGUUGGCUUUGAACACGAGACCGACGUUUUUGGGCCUCGGCAAUGAUGACGAAGGCGACGAAGAUGACGAGGAGGACGAAGACAGGCUGGGCGGGCUCUCCCCCUUUCGUGUGAACCUGGGCGGCAACUAUUCACCAUAG